This is a messenger RNA of Umbelopsis ramanniana AG, 826 nucleotides long. RefSeq lists its product as uncharacterized. Gene Ontology annotation, cellular component: ribosome; mitochondrial large ribosomal subunit. The record is from RefSeq and is a predicted model, not a curated record. The coding region runs from base 49 to 504 and encodes 151 amino acids. NCBI's taxonomy places the organism in Eukaryota, Fungi, Mucoromycota, Umbelopsidomycetes, Umbelopsidales, Umbelopsidaceae. Gene Ontology annotation, molecular function: structural constituent of ribosome; large ribosomal subunit rRNA binding. Gene Ontology annotation, biological process: translation. The transcript has a single exon.
GGGCCAUACAUUUUUUUUGGGUUGUUUCAGUAAUCGACAAAAUACAACAUGAUCGGGCUCAAAGGAACUAUGUCUGUUAUUGAUAACUCUGGCGCAGUCAUUGCCGAGUGCAUUAAAGUAAUGAGCGGAGGAAGAUACGCUAGACUUGGUAAGCUGACUGAAGCACUGCUCAUUCUCGAUUUCUCCAAUCUCAUUCAUACCCUUGCAGGCGAUGAGAUUGUUUGCGUUGUCAAGCGAGCUAGACCUAUCAACCCCAGUUUAAUCGGAACACAAGCUGCCUCUCUCAAAGUCAAGAAGGGAGAUGUCAGACAUGCAGUUAUUGUUCGCACAAAGAAGGAAGUCGGCCGACCUGAUGGUAGAUAUAUCCGCUUCGACGACAAUGCCUGCAUUCUUUUGAACCAGAAGAAGGAGCCACUUGGCACUCGUGUUCUUGGAGUAGUUGCUGCAGAAUUGAGACAGAAGAAGUGGAUGAAGCUCGUUUCACUCGCUCCACGAGUAGUCUAGAUGAUUACUCCCUUUUUCCAAAGACCAUUAUGUAUAGACAUGUAGAUUUCCGAUUCCUGUUGCAAGCCCAAUCCAUAUCCCACAGACAAAUCUUGUUAGAUAAACGCUCGAAUUAUUCAUUAGUAUACAUACGGAGUUUUGCAACAGACUUGCAUUGGGCAAUGUUUAGAUGUAUGACUAGCAAAAUAGGGUUGUACCGGGUGCUGUCAAAAGUCAGAUUGUAGGCAGGGGAUCAUCUGAGCGUAAGCUGUAUACAAUACAAAGUAGCUCGCUGGUCUAUGCAGUAUUGCCUUACUGUACAAAAAUAAGUUCUUAAUUGCCC